Molecule: messenger RNA, 804 nt
Organism: Nematocida major
Lineage: Eukaryota; Fungi; Microsporidia
Exons: 1
Coding region: 1-804 (267 amino acids)
Source: RefSeq, a predicted model, not a curated record
AUGGAAGAAUAUAUAGGAGCUUGCCUUAUUAUAAGAACAAAGACGGACACGCAUGUAGGCAGGCUGCAGCACAUAGAGCCAGAGAACAACAAAAUGGUGGUGGAGAUAUCUGGCACGCUGGCAGAAAUAAACCUAGAUGAUAUAAAUGAUGUCGAGCUGCUGGCAGAGGAAGAUAGCAUUCUUAUGAGCAAAACCAAAAAAGAAGAGAAAAAGGUCCCGUCUACCUAUAUAACAUACGACCUGUACAAAAAAAUAGUGGAAAUAUCGGACUCUAUGUACGGGCCCAGCAGGCGAGAAAUAGCAUACUCUGGGGCCAGGGGCGUGCUCCACCUGCUCGUGAACAUAUUCAGGCUUAUGGACAAGCGGUUUGUCAUAUACACAGGGUCCGGGCUUUUCUCAGAAAUUGGGGUGAUUCUGGCGAGGCUGUGCCUCCUGUAUGGGUCGGAUGUGGUUCUGGUGCCUUCUGAAAAGACGCAGAGCAUAGCUAGGGAGCUGUUCUACUACGAAAGAAACAACGGAGUCAUAUCAAACAAAAGAACCGAGCAGCCUGUUGUGAUAAUAGCAGACACAGAGGCCCGGGAAGAAAUGGUGUCUGGCGCCGAGAGGGUCAUAUUUCUGGGGGACUACCAGAACAUAUCAGGGCAAAACAUGGAAGCUAUAUUCUUUGGAGUGCCUGUGCAGGACCCAUACGAGUUCGCUGGAAACUCCAUACUUUGCGACGUGGGGCUGUCGCCAAAGGUCUUCAGCAAAUACAACAUCAGAAAGUACGCGCCAAAGCUGCUGCAGAAAAUAGCGAAACAGUAG